Molecule: messenger RNA, 2813 nt
Organism: Sinocyclocheilus anshuiensis
Lineage: Eukaryota; Metazoa; Chordata; Actinopteri; Cypriniformes; Cyprinidae
Product: macrophage-expressed gene 1 protein-like
Exons: 2
Coding region: 49-2217 (722 amino acids)
Source: RefSeq, a predicted model, not a curated record
UGAAGGUCACAUUACUGCAAGGUGGUGUGAAAGACGCACCUGCUGAUCAUGGAGUCUAGAGCAUUUUGUCUGCUGAUGCUCUGCUGUUUUAUCAAUGUCUGCAAGCUUCAUCCUCUCAUUCAUCCCAGUAAUGGACUUCGUUUGUGCCGCAUAAACUCAAGUUUAGCAGCGCUGGAGGUUCUGCCAGGAGGAGGCUGGGAUAACCUGCGCAACAUAGACAUGGGCCGGGUGAUGAAUCUGAGCUAUUCCCAAUGUCAGACCACAGAAGACGGAGUCUAUCUCAUUCCAGAUGAAGUCUUUGUCAUUCCACAGAAAGUGAGCGGAGUGGAAACAAACUCGGAGAUCAUAAUGUCAUGGCUGGAACAAAAAAGCUCAACUUCAAGUUCCAUCAAUGCAGAUGUUUCCUUUUAUUCGGUGCUCAAUGCAAAAUUCUCCACAGAAAACCAGCGUAUGAAAACCCACCAAGUGAAGGAGAGUUCUGUAACAGCACGAGUUCAAGUCCGUAACCAUCUAUACACAGUAAAGGCAUAUCCUGACUUCAUUCUGGACACCCGCUUUGCUCGACAGGCAGAGGAAAUCGCAGAUGCUAUUGAAAACAAUCAAACUCGUCAAGCAAAUUACCUGUCAGAGAAACUCAUACUCGAUUUUGGCACCCAUGUCAUCACAAGUGUUGAAGCUGGUGCCACUUUGGUGCAAGAGGACUAUUUAAAAAUGUCUUAUAUCUCUAACAGUCAGUCAGAUGUGUCUUCUGUUACUGCAUCAGCAGGAUUUAACUUUUUUGACAAGGUUAAAUUUGAUAUUGGUGCCAGUACAUCCCAUGGAACCUCUGAAACCAGUGGUUAUCAGGGUAACAUCACAUAUUCCUUAAUCCAGAGCCAUGGAGGGGCUUUAUUCUACCCAGGCAUCACUCUGCAGAAGUGGCAAGAGAGUACGCUCAAUAAUCUGGUGGCUAUUGACCGCUCCGGGCUGCCGAUUCACUAUUUUCUGAAUCCAUCAACAUUCCCAGACCUCCCAGAACCAACAGUAAAUAAAAUGGCUUCAUCAGUUCGCCAAGCUGCAGAGCAAUACUAUAAAGUAAACACCAUUCCAGGUUGUGUAAAUCCAGAUUCCAAAAACUUCAACUUUCAGGCAAAUGUAGAUGAUGCAUCUUGUGAGGGUCCAGUCACCAAUCUUAGCUUUGGUGGAAUUUUCCAACGAUGCACUGCACUGACAUCAGUUGGAAAUGCUAUCUGUGAUGAAACAGCACAGAAAAACCCAGCUACUGGGGAUUAUUCUUGCCCUCAGCAGUACAACACCACCCUAUUACGCUCUGAGACAGUAGAACGAGGUUAUAAUCAUUAUGAAUGCCACAGCCACUGCCGCAAAUGUGGUUUCUUAUGGUUGCGUACUUGUUGUGACCAAACAUGUGGUGAUGCUUACCGUGUCCGUCGUGCAAAAGUUGAAACUUACUGGUGUUCCACAACUCAGAAGACCCCCGAGUACUCUGGAUACCUUUUUGGAGGUCUAUUUGGACCAGGCAUGCAAAACCCACUAACCAAAUCUAAUAGCUGUCCUCCGAACUACUUUACCCAACACUUUUUGUCUAAUGGCAUGAUGGUUUGUCUGAGCAAUGAUUAUGAGGCUGGAACAAGAUUCUCUGUGCCUUUUGCUGGUUUCUUCAGCUGUCAAUCUGGCAACCCUCUUGCAAAGGGUCAAAAUCGCUGUCCACCUCAGUUCAGCCAACAUCUUGCUUCCAUUAGUGAUGGUUGUCAGAUAUUGUACUGUGUCCAGUCUGGUGUGUUCACUGGUGGUCAGUUAAAGCCUAUCCGCCUCCCACCAUUCACAAGACCACCAAUGGUCAGCAUGAUUGCAACAAACACAGUAGCUGUAAUGACAGAAGGUGAUCGUUCUUGGGUGAGAGUUGGAGAAACUAAGAUGUGGAGACUGGCAAAGCCUGGUGAAAUUAAUCAAAUGGCAUCAAUGUUUGACACAUCAUCUUCUCAGAUGUCUGGAGGAGAGAAGGCUGGUGUAGCCAUUGGUGUAAUGGUUCUGGUUGCUCUUGUGGUUGCAGGAACGGUGUUUAUAACGAAAAGAAGAAAGAGGUUUUCUGCCACCAGGUUGAGCAGAGGGUAUGAAGAUAUCCAUGGUGAGGGUGAAAACGAGAGCAGUGUAGAGAUUCAGAGAGAACAACCAAAUGAGAAUGUUAAUGAAAACUCCACUCAACCCCUACUAUCAUAAUCUUUUUAAGAUGACUGUUCAGAGAUUUACAGUUAAGCGUUAUAAUGUUAUAAUGAACAUGAUUAGUCAUAUAAAUAGUUGGCAGCAGCAGUAACAUUCUUUAAGGCAACUUUUUACAUUUGUUUUACAACUAACAAAAGUCUGAUGAAGAGCCUGCGUGCUCGAAACGUCAUACGCUAUGCGAAAGUUUUUCAAAUAAAUUUUUGAUACUUUUGGAGCUUUGGUGUUGCCGACUUUAUAUUUAAUUUCUCCACUUGUUUUUUAGUCGAGCACCCAUUUGAGGUUGAUGUUUGCAUUUUUUACAACUAACAAUCCAAGCAUUGGAAUAAACCUAAAAUAUUUAUAUUUUUUUUAACUGAAUGUCAUAAAACAUUAUACAAAAGAAAAAAUAUAUUAAAAAGUGUGAGGAAAGACCGUACCGUAACUGUUUCAAAAGUCUAUUUUACAGAUUGUUGUGAAAUAAGAAUACUCUGAAAUGAAUUACUUUUAGAGCAGCUGAGGAAAAAUACAUAAGGGCUUUGUAUUCAACAUGAUUUUCUACUGUUUUAUUAUUUUUACUGGUAUAUGUGUAUGUCUCGCUUUUUGUGCUUUUGUGA